Messenger RNA from Electrophorus electricus (electric eel), 2299 nucleotides. Its product is annotated as beta-galactoside alpha-2,6-sialyltransferase 1. Gene Ontology annotation, cellular component: Golgi apparatus. The record is from RefSeq and is a predicted model, not a curated record. Lineage: Eukaryota; Metazoa; Chordata; Actinopteri; Gymnotiformes; Gymnotidae. Gene Ontology annotation, biological process: sialylation. Gene Ontology annotation, molecular function: beta-galactoside alpha-2,6-sialyltransferase activity.
UUAAGCAUGCAAAGCUAGCAUUUCCUGUGGUGCUUCUGAAUUUCAGGAGGAUUUAUGUGUAGUUUUAGUUCAAACAUGAGAGUGGACUUGUUCAUUAACCACCUGUGCAAGAAGCAAAAACUGCAUCAAUUAUAAAGUCAUGUGACAAACCUUUUAUGAAUCUUUAAUCCAGGUUUUGAAUGAGAAGAAACAGCAGAGUGAUAUAUUGCUGCCAACUCCAGUGUGACUGUUGUUCCGUUUUUUGCGCAGUAGUUCUGACACACAUCAGAUUACUACCUUUCUUGUUACUACUCUGAAGUCCUAGAUCAGCAAGAAACAUCAUCUUCUUUUUGCGUCUACGUAACCGAAGAAGAUCUACAGCCCUGAAGAGAAGGAGCACACUCUCACUUGCGGUGGGAGAUCAGCCUGAGUCUGAAGAGAUGCAGCACACUGUCACUCAUGGUGGAAGAUCAGCAUGAAUCUGAAGAGAUACAGCAGAGUUCUACUCUUGGUGGGAGAUCAGCGUGAAUCUGAAGACAGGCAGCUGUGGGAGAUCUGAAUCUGACGAGGCUGUGGCUAUGAAAUCAACAUUACCUAUAAUGUACAUAGUUAGUGUCCUGAUUGUCAUAUCAUGUUUGGUCUACUUCAUUAUUUAUUGGAAUUCAUUCUCAGUGUCACUGGAACACAAUCCUAUACCUGAAGCAGUCAAAUAUGCAAUUAAAAUAUAUUGGGAGAAAAAUAAAUUUGGUGUAUUUCGAAAGGUCAAUCAGUGUCAUAGGCGGAACAAGGGUCUCUCAGAACUGAUGUGUGAGUUAAAGUGCAGAGUACCCCUGAGCACAUUGAAAUUGGGAGACAGGCCUUUCUCUGGUGAGCGGUGGGAGAGUUCCCUACCUAUUCAGAGUCUACAGGUCACACUGGGGGCCCUAAAAACAUGUGCUGUCGUAAUGUCUGCGGGGGCCAUAAAAGGAUCUUCACUAGGUGCUGAGAUUGAUUCCCAUGAUGCUGUGCUUCGCUUUAAUUCAGCUCCAACAGAAGGUUACACAAAGGAUGUUGGGACAAAAACCACUUUACGCCUUGUAAACUCCCAGCUUAUAAUGUCUGAGAAGGCAGACUUUCUCAACGAUCCUCAGUACAGCACAGGUGUGCUGAUCAUGUGGGACCCAGCUCCUUACUCCAGAAAUCUGGACGAGUGGUACAAAAAACCUGAUUUUAACUUCCAUGAGCGGUAUCAUGAGUACCGCAGACUCCACCCUGAGCAACCCUUCUACAUCCUUAGCCCCUCUAUGCAGUGGGACUUGUGGGAUGUGAUUCAGGAAAACUCCCCUAUUGACAUCCAGCCCAACCCCCCUUCCUCUGGCAUGCUGGGCAUCAUUGUGAUGAUGAACCUGUGUCAGCAAAUCAGCGUGUAUGAGUUCCUCUCCUCCUCGAGGAAGACAGCGCUGUGUCACUACUAUGAAGAGGAGUACAACUGGCAAUGCACAACGGGUCACUACCAUCCAUUAAUAUUUGAAAAGAGGCUGGUCCAACAUAUGAAUCGGGGGAGCAAGUUUGAUCUUGUAACAUUUGGGAAAGUCACUCUUGACGGAUAUUCACUGCACACUUGUUGACAGAUAUAGCUCCUUUCCUGUUCUAGUGGAGAUAAUCCAGUCUCAAAUUGCAGGUUAUUUCGCCAUCUAUACUCAUGCAGAAUUAACAGAGCGAUAGUAGCUGUUAGGAUAACUUGAACUGCAAGUGGGAAAAAAUCUGGAAUAAUGCAAUCCCAUGGCUCCAUCUAGUGACCAAGUGAUAUGCAAAAAGUUUAGAUAUAUCAGAAACGCUUACCUCAUAGGUUUAUGAUUCCAUAAACUGACUAAACACAUUUUCAAGCAGUCAUCACCCAACUCAGCAUUAAUGGGCAGUUUUUGAGCACAGGUCAGCUGCAGGCUGGAUGAUUUUGGAUGGUGAAUCACUCUCAACUCAGCAGUGACAGUGAUGCAACAAAACUCCAGAAAUCACACCAUGCCUGACAGAAUCAGUGCAACCCCUAGCACCAACAACAUCACUGUCACUGCUGUUAAAAACGCACCGCGACUCACAUGCCAUGCAGUCAACAGAAGUCAAAUAAGUAGAAGUUGACCAUUCAUGAACAGCAUAGAUAGUGACUGAUGAACUGUGCAUGAUUUUAGAUGUGCUUCCUCAUAUAACUGUAUCAAUGCAAAAUGUCCUUAAAUGUAAGUGUACCAGUGACCUUGGCAAUGAACAUAGUGUAACGCUGAGCGGUAAGGAGGCGGACGCAUGUGUGAAGAAGAGCGAGAUUUAAUAGGGGCAAAUCCAGAAUCAG